Messenger RNA from Megalobrama amblycephala (Wuchang bream), 2370 nucleotides. Its product is annotated as 5-hydroxytryptamine receptor 4. The transcript has 8 exons. Gene Ontology annotation, molecular function: G protein-coupled serotonin receptor activity. Gene Ontology annotation, cellular component: plasma membrane. The record is from RefSeq and is a predicted model, not a curated record. NCBI's taxonomy places the organism in Eukaryota, Metazoa, Chordata, Actinopteri, Cypriniformes, Xenocyprididae. Bases 464 to 1636 code for a protein of 390 amino acids. Gene Ontology annotation, biological process: chemical synaptic transmission; adenylate cyclase-activating adrenergic receptor signaling pathway; regulation of appetite.
UGAGUAAUAAAUGACAGAAUUUUCAUUUUUGGGUGAACUAACGUUAACCCUUUAACCUGACUAAUAUCUACUAGAGACAUAAAUCCAGCAGCACACACUAUACCAUAUUUCCCAUUCAGUACGAUCACAGACUAAAGGGACUUUGUUAAAAUGCAGUAUAUGUAUGGGGCUCUUGCGCCAUCUCGUGGUUGAAAGAAGUCUCAGACUGAAGAACUCCAAUGACUUUGGUCUCCAUACAGCAGACAACCAUUCCCUAACCAAUGAUCUGCUGCUUGCUGCUGCUGUUUGACUGUGACAUAGGGCUGAGAAGAGCACUUCAGUCUCCUGACAAACUGGGAUGGAAUAUGACAGUUUAUAGAAACACGUGUGGAUUCACAGAGACAUGAAACACGGAGCCCCUGGGAGAGGGACUGUCUUGUGUGAACCAAACUCCAUCUGACCACUUCCUUACAGAUGACCAGUGAUGGCCACGGCAUCAGACUCAGCGGAUGACGCAGUGGAUCCAGUCGUGUCUAAACACACUUCGAGGAUAACACUGUCUAUUGUCCUGGUGACCAUCAUUAUACUGACUGCGCUUGGUAAUUUGCUUGUGAUGGUGGCUCUUUGUAAAGACAGGCAGCUAAGAAAGAAGAAGACCAACUUCUUCAUCGUAUCCCUGGCAUUUGCAGACCUUCUAGUUGCCCUUGUUGUGAUGCCCCUGGCAGCCAUAGAGUUGACCACAGGUCAAUGGAGUUAUGGAGAGACGUUCUGUUUGAUCCGUACCUCACUAGACGUACUUCUAACCACAGCAUCUAUUCUGCAUCUGUGCUGCAUUGCACUAGACAGGUACUAUGCGAUCUGCUGUCAGCCUCUGGUCUACAAUAACAAGAUGACACCUGUGAGAGUCUCAUUGAUGCUGGUUGGAUGUUGGGUCAUCCCCUUUUUCAUCUCCUUCCUUCCCAUCAUGCAAAGCUGGAAUACCAUUGGAAUUGAGAGCUUUAUCGAACAAAGAAAAUUCAACUCUUCCCGUAAUUCAACUUGUGUGUUCAUGGUGAACCGACCCUAUGCCCUGGUGUGUUCGGCCGUGGCUUUCUAUGUGCCUCUGGUGCUGAUGGUUCUUGCUUAUCAGCGAAUCUACGUCACCGCUAUGAGUCAUGCUCGGCGAAUCGGCUCGCUGCAUCGGGCCGGCUCGGCCCCUUCUUCAACUUACCCUAACCAUGACCAACAUGGCUCCAGUCGCAUUAGGAAUGAAACCAAGGCGGCCAAGACGCUGGCUGUCAUCAUGGGCUGCUUCUGUCUAUGCUGGGCACCCUUCUUCAUCACCAACGUGGUGGAUCCCUUCAUUAAUUACAGUGUGCCCUGGCAGAUGUGGACUGCUUGGCUCUGGUUGGGUUACAUCAACUCGGGCUUGAAUCCGUUCCUCUAUGCUUUCCUGAACCGGGCUUUUCGAAGAGCCUUCCUUAUGAUCCUGUGCUGUGGGGAUGAUCACUAUGCCCGGCAGGAGGGCUUUAGUCCGAGCAGACGGCACUCAGAGUCUGUCAAUGGAACCUCCAUUUCUCUCAGAUUGUCAUUUCUUCAAAACCGAAGAUACAGCGACAAUUCCAACCGAUUUCUGUCGAGUGAGCUGGAAUCACAGGAGUCUGUUGGUGCAUCAUAGCCAAGAUUUCAGAAGCCUACAUACAGAUAACUGUCUACAUAGGAAAUAUAUGCCGAAUCAAGAGAUUUCAUUGCAGUUUGAUUUUUGAUGGGUUUUCACCUUCAGUGAUAAAUCACAAAGAUUAUUUAUAGGCCUAUUUCACACCGAACUUCUACAGUGUGUGAGGAAGAUGUUAGCAUGCAGGCAUUUUAUCAGACGAAAGCAAACAAAUAAUAUGCCCAGGAAUGAUCAAGGAAAUGGUUAAAGACUGAAAGAAAACUGCUCUAUAAAGAUAUUUCUUCAUCACCUUGAACAUUUUUCAAUCUAUAUGGGGUUGUCAACUUACUGCUUUUCAUUUCAAGCUAUAUGGGGUUGUCAAUUUACUGCUUCUCAUUUAUGUAGUUCUCAUCUUUCAAAUUAGGAGGAGCACGUCUGCUUUGGCUGUAAAGGCUAACAAUGACAAACAUAUACAGUUGAAAGCGGCCUGUCAUUUAAGCAUGUGGUUAUUCUUGCAUACAGUGAACCUAAAAUGCUCAUUUUCAGACUAAGGAGUUGAUACUCCCUCUUUAUUCAACAAGGUAUUUAUGUUGUACAUGUACAGUUUUGACUUCUGUGAAAAGAAGCAGUGGCUUGUCACUGUGUGACAUUUGUACUUUUAUUGUAUCACUGUGUAAUCGAACUGAAUUUAAUGUACAGUGUAUCUGGACGAUGAAUCUAAAAACUUGUCAAAGUUUCAUAAAACUGCAUAAAAACGA